Molecule: messenger RNA, 219 nt
Organism: Knipowitschia caucasica
Lineage: Eukaryota; Metazoa; Chordata; Actinopteri; Gobiiformes; Gobiidae
Source: the annotation of a GenBank genome assembly
AUGUCAUGGACCACACCGUUACCAACUCAACUCAUAUGGACACGGCUCUGGAUGCGGAUCUGUAGACGUCAGGAAGAGGGCAAGAGUCAGCAGAAAGCGAAUGUGUUUUUCCGGUCAGCUGAUCUUCCUCUGUUUCUUCUUGUCCACAAGUUUGUUCACUCUCUUGCCAGCAUUCAACUUUCCUCAAGUGAUAAAAGUGAUGAUUUCAAGAACAGAUAG